GUGCGAAUAACAGUAUAUUUUGUUUAUAACAGAAAAAAAAAACGCAAAUUCAAAUCCAAAUCUGGAUUUGUUCAAAAUAAAAAAAACCAAAACGAACUUUGUCACUGGAACAUAAUGUACUAAUGCUGAUUGUUCAACAAUCGUCGUCAAAUACUCCUGGUCCUUUAUACCAGAAACAACAACAACAGCAGCACCAACAAAUCCGGUCUAGACAAUUAGAUCGAGGCAAAGACGACGACGAAGGAAAAGGAGGAUUGCAUACAAAAACAACGUCGUCAUCAUCUUUAUCAUUGACAACAACGUCAGUGUCAACCUUGACCUUCUCCUCAGCGUCCUUGACGACGACGACGACGAAAGCAACAAAACCACAAUAUUUACACAUACCAGCUAUUAAAGCCGGGCCCAUGCCACAUACGAAUAAACAGCAAAUCCCACAGCAACAGCAUAUAAUUCAACAUACUUUACAUAACAGUAGCAACAACAACAACAGUCAACAACAGCAGCAGCAAAUUGUACAUCAUACGCCAACACAACAACAACAUGUGCAGCAAGUUCAUUUGUCUAACAAUACAACGACUGCAGCACAACAACAACAACAACAACAACAGCAACACCCACAUUUACAGCAAAAACAACAGCAAACUCAACUGUCGUCGAGCCAGCAGCAACACAAACACCAAACCCAUAUGAUACAAGUGUCUGAAGAAUAUCUCGAAAAGCAGCAGCAGCAGCAACAUCAGCAGGUGCAGCAGGCUCAAAUCCAUACAAAACAAAAUCACAGCACCCCCUCUUCCACCAACAUGAUGAUAUCAGCAAGCGGAGAGGUUAUACAACAACAACAAAUUUUCAAAAUUGUCAGUACCGAUGCUGCUACCGGAAAUAUGAUCAUUGAUACAACAGCUGCUGGUGGUGGUGCCGGUGGGGGUACUACACCGAAUUCCAGUGCCCCAUCUUCUAACGCCUCAGGCACAUCCAAAGUUUUGCUAAGCAAUCUAACCGUAUUAUCCAAACAACAGGGGACAACGGCGGCGGCUCAAACUCCAUCUGGCGGUGGGGGACAAACCAUCAAUUUUGUAAAUACCAAACAUUUGUAUAACGCCACACCCAAUGCAAAUCCAGGCGGCAGUGGAUGUGUCAACAAACAAGCAAAAUUUACCAUGUCCUCAUCCUCUGCAUCCACGGGAAAUCUUAGUAGUCUUGGCAGUUUUAAGAGCACACCCUUGAAACAAACCACAAAUAUGCAAUAUAUGCAGCAGACUACUGGAAUGAUUGGAACUGGAAGUCAGCCCAAGAUUAGUAUGAUGGGUAAUCGAAAUAUGCAAUUGUUGGGAACCACAACCAGCAACAGUGGCCCUGGAUCUAGACUAAUGGGCAACCAUAGCGGUGGCGCAAUACUGACCAACAACGCCGCUGCCACAGCUCAGACAAUGGUAUUGCAACAACCACAUAAAUUUUUAACUUCAAAUAAUGUGGCAGGCUCCAAAACAACACUGGGUAUCACAGGCAGCAGUAAUGUUAUCAAGAAAUCUACAGGUGGUACACUAAGAAUGAACAAUAGCAACACAUCUUCCUCAUCCUCCUCCUCGUCGUCAUCGUCGUUGACAAAUACGGCAUCAAGUAAACUAUUGGGAAAUUUGCAUGGAUCCUCAUCGGCGCAAGGUGUCAAAACUUUUAUAACACAAUCGACCGCUAAUGUACAGCUGGGCUCCUCAUCUAUGCAGCAGCAUCACACCAAGGGCAGUGGAAAGUCGAAAUUUGUUAAACAAUACAACAAUGCUAUUAUAAACAGUGCUGGCGCUGUGGCAAUAGCAACACUGCCCCACCAACAACAACAGCAGCAGCAGCAGCAACAACAGCUUCAUCAAAGUUCUAUUGGUGGCAAUACUAGUGUUGCUGCAGCUGGUGGUGGUGGUAAUGUUGGUAUAAUUGGUGGCCAACAAUCCCCUCUGCAUCAGCAGCAACAACCGACCUAUUUGAAUCAUCAUAAAACAUCAGUGUCGGCGUCAGGAGCAGCAGCGGCGGUUAUUGGUGGUGGUGCAAUGGCUACAACAAAAUCCAAUAAACUAAAUUCCAAAUAUGCAGGAGCAACAAAUGUGGCAGCUCAAUUGCCAGCCGGUACACAGUUGCAUCAGAAAACAGCCAUACCAAAUUCCACAACGCCGCAACAGUAUCAAUCAUCUGCAAACAGUAGCAACAACACCACCACCACCAACAACAACAAUAGCAAUAUUAAGUUUGUAAAUGCCCAAGGCACCAUAAUUCAACAAACGCAGCAGCAGCAAGUGACGCAGCCUCUAACACCACAAAAAAUACAAAUAAAGCAACAACAGCAGCAACAUCAUCAAAGCUACGACAAUUUGAUGGAAGCAAGUAGCAACUUUUCUUUGCAACAGCAGCAACAACAACAUGGAAGCAUGCAAACGACAUCUAAUAGUAACAAUGGAUCCUCUACAGCUUCCUCCAAUGCUUCGCAAUUAAACGAUGAUAUUAUGAUGGUCAAUGGAACGCAAAUGACCGAUGAACUAUCGGCACGUAUAUUGCAGAGUAUGUCACAAAAAUCCUUCAUCAAUCAAAGAUAUCAGCAGUUGCAGCAGCAGCAUCAAACUGUUGUCUAUCAGAAAUCUCCCACAAACAACAACAACAAUAGCAGCAAUAUGUUUCCUCCGCCACAACAACAGCAGCAACAACAUAGUUCUACAACUUCUCCAAAUGCCUUAACACAAUCACAAGGCUCGUUAACAGCAGCAGCAUCGUCGUCAUCAUCGCCAAUAUCACAUCAUAUGCAGAAUAUUUCCAACAACGCCACCACCAAUCAUUCGAAUAUUUUAUUAUCGCCCCGUGAAUACACCCUGUAUCCGACUGUAAUUGGUUCACCUCAACAACAACAACAACAACAGCAGACGUCGCAGGUGUCCCAAAAUCCAUUAGCAUCACCCAAUCAGUAUGCAGUCUCCUCAACAUCCUCCACUACAUCAUAUAUUACCAAUAGUGGUAGUAUGGCCACCAUAACACCGCAUUCGGGAAAUAUGACAGCCACCGGUAUUGUUGGAUCACCAGCAGCAGCAGCUGCUGCUGUAUCUUCAUUAUCAUCAUCACGUGUAACAACGCAAAGUGCACCCAGUUCGCGUUCUCAAUCAAUGGAACGCAAGCUACAUGAAUCCUCAAUUUCACGAAAAUCUUCGGAGUAUUAUAAAGUCAAUAAUCACAAUUCCCUGCGUGGUAGUCAUAGCAAUUUAGCAACAACUUCAAAUGUUGUUUCAUCGGCGUCGUCGUCGUCGCCGUUGUCCUCAUCAUCAUCGUCCUCACCACACGCUUUAGUUGGUGUUGGAGCAACAACAGGAACGAAUUUAGCUGCAUCGGCAUCCUUAUCAUCUCUAAAUACUGUGGUCUCCAAUAACAGCAGCAGUACUUCUUCACUACCACCCCGAUCACCUUCGAUAUCAUCAACAACACCCUCAGCUGCGGCUACACAUUUGUUAGAAUCCCCAAUCCAACUGGGAGCUUUAAAAUCCAUGUCCACAGCUGCGGCGGCGGCAUCAGGCGCCGGUGGCUCCUCCAAUAGCAAUGAUGACGAUAUUAUUGGUGAAGAAAUACGACCCUUGUUGGUAGAAACUCAUGAUAUACGUUUGCAAAUAUUACAUGCUGUAUUAUUGGAUCAUACCUAUGUCAAUCGUAUGCCUUUGGAAUUGCCAACAACAUUUGCAGUUCAGCAGACACCCACAUCGACGAGUAUAACGAAUUCGACAGGAAUUGGUCAGCAACAACAGUGGUCAUUGGGUGGUAUAGGUGCUGUGGCCACUGCAACGGCGGGCUCAGUGGUUGUAAACACUAACAACAUCAACAAUAAUAGUAAUAUGGGAGUCUCAUCGACACCAGCUUAUCCUAUGUACAGUUCACAAUUAUCCCGUCUGCAGCAGGAUGAUGAUGCCUACUCGGCCAUAAGUAAUAACUCAAGACCAGCCUUGGGGGACAUUGAUCCCGGCGAGGAAACUGAAACAGCUCCUGAAGCCGAAGCGGAAGAUGAUUCCGUUACCCGUUGUAUAUGUGAUUUAACCCAUGAUGAUGGUUAUAUGAUAUGUUGUGAUAAGUGUUGCGCCUGGCAACAUGUUGACUGUAUGGGCAUUGAUCGCCAAAACAUACCCGAUGAAUACCUAUGUGAAUUAUGUCAGCCUCGUCAAGUGGAUAAAGCACAAGCUCGUGCCCUGCAAUUGCAAAAACGACGAGAACAAUCACAGUUGAUGGCCCAGGCAGCAGCGGCUGCUGCCGCCGCCGCUGGUACACAAGGUGCAGCUGGUACUGCAAUCAGUGGUGGCAUAAAUGCCUCAUCAAAUCUCAUGACAGAUGUUUUAGCGGGACAACAGCGUCUGGGAACUGCUAGUGGUGGAAACUUUGGUAUGGGUACCACAAAUCUAAAUGAUGCCACAAAUCAACUUGGUGGCACUCUAAAGAAAGGUGCAAAAAUGCUCAAGAAGGUAAAGGAAUCUGGUAAAAAGUCGAAAAAAUCUGAUAAAUUAUCAGGUGUUGGCGGCACUGCGGCGGCAUCAGGCGCUGUUGGCGGUGGGAAAUCAGGCCGUAAAGAAAGCAAAAAGACCACAAAACGCAAGCGAGGUGGCGGUCAUGAUGGCAGCUGUGGUAGUGGAAAUAUGACAGCGGCAGAAAAACAUGCCGCCCUCAUGGAACAGUGGAAAACUAACUAUGAAAAGGCCGUCACCAAUCACUAUUCCCCGGAAUUGAGAGCCCGCCUGCAUGCCAUUACCAAACAGCCAUUACUUUUGCAAAGUAUUGUCAAUACCGAAAAUCCCCUACUCAAGGAGUACAGUAAUGGUAACCUGGAAUCUAAGGUCCAGACAAUUCCUCAUGCCGGUGGCAGAAUCUUGGUUAGUACCAUGGAUUUACCACCGAAUACCCCGAUAUGUGAGUUGAGGGGUAAGUACAUGCUUACCACCCAAUAUAAAACUCAAAACACUUCGGUAAACAUGAAUUGUCCUCCGCCGAAUAAUUACCAGCUUAAUAGUUAUAAACCACACAGAAUGCCGGGUCGUUACAUAUUUUUCUAUCAGCUGCAAGGUGCCGCUGAAUCGGCAUUGUCACCAGCAUCAAGUCAAUCUCCCGCAAGCACCACCACAACCACCAUAAAUCCAGAUGGUAGUGUAACCACAACCACCACACCUGCUCAAUUAAGUCCGCCGCAACCAGCGGCGCUAAUGAAGGGUCCGGAAAUAUGUGUCGACACUCGUACAUAUGGCAAUGAUGCUAGAUUUGUGCGUAGGUCAUGCCGUCCAAAUGCUGAAAUACAACAUUUAUUCGAAAAGGGUACCAUCCAUUUAUUCAUAGUCUCGCGAACGGACAUCAGGAAUUCGACAGAGAUUACAAUUCGCCAUGAGCCACACGAUUUACACGCAGUGUUAAAUAAAAAGUCCAAUUCCAUGAUUAUACAACCCACAAGUACGCCAUGUGCCUGUGGCCUUAGCAAGGAUUGUAUAUUUGGACCACCGCUGCCACAAUUGCCGCCGGCGGCAAAAUCGGGACGAAAAUCGUUAUCCUUCAGUGGUGGUGGCAGCAGUUCGGGCAAUCAAACGGCCAAACAACGAAAAGCCAAUCAGCAAAAUCUCAAUCGUAAUCGUUCGACAUCCUCAAGUGGUGAUAGCAACAUGGGAGUGGGCAAUCAGUUAUUGUCCACGGCGCAAAGUAACAUCAACAACAGUAGUCCCACUCCAACGGUGGCGCUAAGUCUUAACAGUCCCAACAAUAAUUUGUUGACAACAAAAGUUGGUCCGGUAAUAAUGGGAGGUAAAAAUUCUCUAACAGUGGCAGCCAAUAAUGGUCUCAUGCCAUUGACAGCUUCGUGUAACAGUAACCUGAGCAAUGCAUCGUCAAACUCCUCCUCGAUGCUGACAAGUUUAAUGCAUUCGGAUUCGGGUAUAUGUACAUCAUCAUCAUCGCCUUCUGUAUCUAUACCAUCACCAACACCACAUAUGCAUUCGCCCAUACAACAGUCUCACCCACAUCUGCAACAACAACAACAGCAACAAUCACAAUUGAAGCCAAUGCAGGUUGUGCCACAGCAGCAGCAACAACAACUCAUGCAAUCCCUGCCUACUCCAUUGAUUCUAACAGCCGAUAUGCAGCAGACGCCGCAACAGCAGCAGGGUCUGCAUCAACAAUAUGAACAACAAGCAAGUGUGGCUGCUGGGCCCCAGCAAGCUAUUCCUCAAGUGGCACUGCAAUCACCACAACUUUCCUCAAUGCAGCAACAGCAGCAACAACAACCACCUCAAAAUAUGGCGACGAUAGCAGCAGCGGUAUUGAUUCCUCAAGAAAUGUCGAAGGAUCAUUUGGUGGCAACCGAACCCCAAUUGCCACAGGCUACUGGCACAGGGGGUCAAUUGUGUUUGAUAACGCAACAUCAAACACCACCAACCCAGGUACCGCAAUUAACAUCUCCACAAACCAAACAACAACCACAAUUGCCAAAUUCUUUGCAACACCAUCAACACAUUGCUCAAGAUCUAUCCCCCGAAGCAUCAAUUGCAGCAACGGCCUUGCAGUCCUUGAAUUGUGCCGGACAGGCAAAUCAUACGGUAACCACCCCAAUAAUAACAGAACACUCCCAAGGACCACAACUUGUUAUGGCCGCUACAACAGGAGGGGCUACAAAUGUGGGAGAUACUUUAGUAACACCCGCCAAUUCCAGUAACCCUCAAUCCUCUGAGGUGCAAGAAACGCUUCAAAUUUCUCAAGAAUUACAUACUUCAAUGGAAACUACUUCAUCGCCUCAACAGAAUAAAUCUCCGCAAAAAGACAACCACCAACAGCCAGGACGUAAGACCCCUGCCAAAUAUGGCCGGACCACUAGUUUUUCCGAAGAUAAUAGCGGUGAUCAGCAGCAUAAUGAUGACACAAACGUUAGCUCUGCCACACCGAAUUCCUCUUCCACACCCAAAGAGAAACCAAAGCUGUCCAGGGAAGAUCGCAAAAUGGAGGCUAUUUUAAAGGCUAUCGAAAAAAUGGAACGCUCACAGCAGCGCAAGCAGGAACAGAAACAGGCAAAAAGGCAAAAUUCAAGUGGAAGUCACAAUACGACACCUACUUCGCCAAAUAAAACCUUCGAUUCGGCUGACAGUUCGGGUACAAAACGUUCCAAUUCCCAUUCGGCAACGAGAGCAAAAAAGAAACGUAAGGCCGGCAGCAGAAGUUCUUCGCAUAAUAAUCAACGAAAACGCAGACAAAGUCGCAUCAAUAGUCAAGAGUCGAUUGAGGGAUGUGCUGGUGGCAGUGGUGGUAUUGCACAUGAUCAUGAUGCCGCUAUUACCUCAGAAUCGGAUGGUUGUGCAGCAAUGCUCUCCCCACCCAUACAAACUAUGGCCUCGACAAGGAAAGAAGUUAGUCCCAAGUUGACACAGAGUCUGCCCGUCUGUAGCGAGAGCAACAAUGUACCUAACAAUGUAGAUCAGGCAGCUGGACUUCUAAUGGCUUUUGCUAAUCCAAUUGUGGCUAAUACUGAACCUCAAACCACAGCAACGGCGACGCAACAGGCAGUAGAACCUCAAUCCCCACAAAGAACGACACAUUAUAUGCUAAGUUCUCAUGAGGCUACCGCAUCACCACCACCCACUCCACCGUCCCAUGUAAGCAGUGCUUGUUUGCUAAUUGAGGCUGCCGUGGGUCCGUUGGAAACGAAUUUGGAUGGUCAUGCGAACGAUGCUGAAUUUAAGUAUCCCCUGCAAACUAAAACCAAGAAGUUAAUGAUGAACAAUUGGUUACAUAGAACAGAAGAGGAUACAUCGGCGCCAGCUUCUUCCUCAGCGAUUCAACAAAUAUCACCAUCACCUGCUGCACCACAAUCCACAACCACCGCCCACGCUGCCGCCACGGGUCUAGACUCCUUGGUACAGGCUGCCUUAUACGAUGUCAAUCAGUCGAAUCAACAAACGCCCCACGAUAGAGAUAUGCCCCAAAAUUUAAGUAUUGUUGCCCAGCGUGUGGAAGAGUUUAUCCAACAGACGGAGGGUGGACCACCAACACCGCCACCCACUAAACAUUCCUAUGAAUAUGAACAGCAGCAACAGCAAAUGUAUGCAGCAGCAGUUUUAUCGAAUCCAGCUGUUGAUUUGUCCAUUAAACACACCGACAUUAGUGACAACAAUGGUGGCGAGCUUACGAAGUCUUCCACAACUGAGACAGCGGCAGUGCCUCAUAAAAACUUACACUUGCCUUUACAGGUCAGUACUUGCAGUAAUAAUUCGUCGGUGAAAAAACGUUGGUUGCGCCAAGCCAUCAGCGAAGAGACCCACGAAGAGGCUCAAAACAGUAACAAUUCAUCUACGAUGUCAAUGUCGCCAUCACCAACAACGCCCUUAGUUAUGUCAGCGGCGGGAAUUCAGUCGAAUUUCAGUAAUUCUUCGCAGCAGUUGCAAGGGGGCACAACGGCACCACCAGCUUCUUCUCCAGCCCUGAAUAAUGUUCCAAAUGGUUUUACUACACCAUUGAAGAAAAGACGUCUUUUGCUAACUGAUGAUCGAGAGGAAGAUGAAAGUAUAGCUGCGGCAAGUUCUAAUUCAAGUGGUGGCGAUAUUGCCAUUGAUGCCAAUACAACUUCAUCAUCCAUUGUAGCAACUGAAACAUCUGGGAUUGUCAACCAAUCGGAAGAAUAUCCCAAAGAAGCGAGAGAGGAAAAAGUUGAACAAAACUCUCAACCUUUAUCACAGGUAUAUCCAUCACCUUCAUUCCCUGUUAAGGCGGAAGAAGAGCAUACAACUCAGGAUUAUGUUCUCGAGGAUGCUCAAGAAGAUGUUGAUGUAGAUGUUGAGAAAUGUGAACAAAAUGAUGUUCCCAAUCCACAAAUGAUGGCCUCAACUGAAUUGUUGGAGGCAGAACAAGAUGUGGAUGUAACCUCAACGCCAUGUGAAGAAGAUGACUCCAAGCCAACUGAUAUCGUUACAAAACAUGAGCCACCAGAAAGUACUGAGGAAAGUUCGUACAUUAAAACUGAAUUUAAAGAAGAGGCAGAAGAACACCUGGAGCAGCAGGCGGCGCAUGAUGAGAACAUGGGAACGGAAUUCAAUGAUCAGGAAGAUGAUGUUGAUAUUUUACGAUCUCCAAGCCCCGGUCAGGAAAUGAUCAAAGCCGAAGAUAAUUUAGUUAAAAUUGAACCCGAAGAUACCAGCGGCAAUGAGGAUGUUAAAAUAGAUGUUGAACGGGAGGAAGAAAGUAUGGCAGCAGAUGAUGUUGUUGUGCCUCAAAUAUUAAAACAAGAAUCCAAAGAGGAUGAAAAGUAUAUGCCGCCGCAUCAGGAAAUAAAUGUAACAGAAGUCUAUCGUUCACCGAUCAAGAUCGAGGAAUCGGCUCAGGUGAAGGAGGAAAACAGAAAAGAAGAUAUUACUUUGCCAAAGGAAGAGAGUAGUACGGAAAAUAAAACAAAGAUUUUGGAUUAUAUUGAUGGUGUUGCCACGACAAAGACGGAGAGCGUGGAAUCGAAAACAGAAAUUGAUGCUGAAGAACCAAAACCGAAGAGAUUUAAAUUGGAGGAAGCGUACACUACUACCACCAUCCUAACCACGGCAACAUCUUCGAAAGAAGAGAAAAAGGCUGGAAUGGGAAAUGACAUUAAAGUAGAAGAUGAAACACAAUCCAUGGUUGAAAGUUCGUUAACAUCCAAGAAAGAUGUCAUCAAGGUGGAGAAAUUCAAAACGGAGGACUCCCCUGCGGAAGAAGUAUCUUCAUCCACAUCUUCGGUGGCGAGGAAAGUUACCAAAGUUGAUGCUGAUAGUAGCACAACAUUGAAUUAUUCUACAGGUGGACCCGAUAAAGUUACGCCUGCCACACCAUCGCCACCCAUAUCCACUUCCAGCAACAAUCAAGUUUCUUCAUCAGCUACUCCCCCUUCGCUACAUCGUAAGGCCACUCUAAGUGAUGAUGAUAUUCAGGCACGUUUGCACAAUUUCCACAAGGAGAAUAUACUAUUCCUUCAAUCUCGAAAUAAAAAAUCGAAAUUAAUCAGUAUGAGCUCCUGCCUGAAUAGUGUCAGCAAUGAUAUGCAGAAACAAAAUCAUAAGAACAGCAGUAACUCUUCCUCCUCAUCAUCGGGCAGUAAUCAUCAUCAUCACAACCACCAUCAUCACCACCACAGCAAAGACAAAAGCGAUAAAACGUCUUCAAAAUAUAAGAAUUCCUCUUCCUCAUCUUCUUCGACAGGCGGAGGAUCGUCGAGUUCGAAAAAAGCAAAGCUGCACAAAAGGGAACGAACAACCUCGAGUAGUUCGUCGAACAGCCAUAAAACUUCGUCCACAACUUCGUUGUCACAGAUAUCAUCCUCAACGGCAGUGGCAAAUAAAAAUUCAGUGGUCAACUCGACGUCAUCGUCCUCGUCGUCAUCCUCCUCUUCGUCUUCUUCAAAGAAAUUGAAGUCUUUGAAGAAAUCUUCAUCCGGUUCUUCGACAUCUUCGAAUAAUUCAACAUUAUCAUCCUCUAAUUGUGGUUUAUUAUCCACAGCAGCAUUACAAAGUUCUGAGGUGGGCAAAGAUAAAACUUCAAGACAGAGAACAACAUCGUCAAGCAGUAGUGGGGCCCCAACAUCAUCGUUGACCCCUACCACCACAUCUCACCCAGUGCCAUUUGGUUCGAACACGCCCACCACCAUCACCACCAAGAAAAAACAAUUGAAUUUUGAGUUGGAGCUAACCAAGGAUAUGCAUUUGGUUAACAGUGUAGCGGUGAAUAGCGGCGGUAAGCAUAAGAGACAGGAUUCAGAUAGCAAUGGCGGUAGCCAUAAUUCUGCCAAAAAGGCACGUAAAGAUUCAUCAUCAAAAGAUGAAACGAAAAAUUCCCAUAACAAGAAUCACCACCACAAGACGUCUACAAUGUGCGGCAAUUCUUCGGCGGCAGAAAAAUUGCAAGAAAAGGAAGAUAAGAAGAAACCACCAUCAUCAGCUUCGCCAGCUCAUGUUGCUGCGGUAUCAAUCGCUUCCGGUACAAUCGCCUCAGCUAAAUCAUCAGUUUCCCUGAAUAUGUCAUCAUCAUCUUCAACACCCGCAGUAUUGCAGCCGCAACAACAGUCUUCUGAAUUCCCAACCAACAAUGCCAGUCAUGGCUUCUCCUCCCACACAGAGGAACUGAAAAGGCUACCAAUACCAUCUCCAGUGACAGCCAUGGCACCUGCCAUAAAUAUUUUAAAAGAGCAUCCCACAUUACCCCAUUUUAAUAAUGUUUUAUUGGCUCCACCAAAUCCAUCCGUUCCUCCCACUGUCAAUGCAGCAGCAACUCUGGCGCAAAUAUCAACCCCACCUCCGCCUGCUGCGGUUGCAUCUUCUUUACCAUUGACUCCAAUAGCGGGAGUACAAAACAUUCCAGUUCAUGUAACCAACGCCAUGCAUUCGCCGUUAGCCCACCCUUCAGCAGCUAAUCCGUGUUUGGCAGGUCCUGGCAGCAUUUCAUCACCAUCUUCUGUUUCGGUCGCAGCUCUAUCUUCCACUUCCGCCACCAAUAAUCAUUUGCCCUUCUUCAAUACCAUUUAUGGUAAACUUUUGGAUAAUCCAAACACUACUCUAUCAUCAUCACCAAGCUCAUCGGCAGCAGCAGCAGCAGCAGCAGUUGGAAAUAUACCUCCUGUCUCAUCCACGGGAGGUGUACUCUCCGAAUAUUUAGACACCAAAUUGAAGAGUUUAAAUAGUUUGGGUGGUUAUGUAACACAUACAGCCCUAUUUGGCCUGAACAACACACCCAAUAAAGAUAUGGGCUCUCUAACAAAAGAAAUAAGCUGUGAAAUGCCAGCACCACCGGUGCCAACACCAAAUUCCAACUCCUCCUCAUCAUCAUCAGCAGCAUCCGGCACUUUGUCGUCAGCGACGUCAUCAUCAUUGUCGUCACUAACAUUAAAUGCAUCAACAUCGCCUGCCUUGAAAAUUCUUACAAAAACAGCAAGCCAUGAUCCGCGAUUAAAUCCACAACUGACCGCCCCAGAACCACCACCUCAGCCCAAACGAAAACUUUCAAUAAAUGAAUAUCGCAAACGCAUGCAGCAAACCACAACCAGCAGCACGUCGACAAAUGACAUGCCAUCAAGCAAUAGUCUAGUUUCCACACCAACCACCCCUCCAACACCCCUAGAAUCAAUAACACCACCACUACCCCCGCCGGCAGUUAUUAACAAGUGUACACUGAAUUCACCGGAACGUUUAACGCAAUCCGUCGAUUCACAAAUACAAAAGGAAAUUACUGCCUCAUCAUCGACAUCUGGUGGACCCUUAAAUGCCUACGAUACGUUGAACAGUAGCAACAGCAGUUCCACCAGUAAUAGCAGUCUAUUGAAUGAUUCGCUUUUGAAAUCGUCUUCCAUAGCUGAAGAGGAUUCUACAAAAGGACAAUUCAAUGCCGCACCCACACUCCUGGAAAAACAACAAGAAAGUCUUUGUGCUCGUUUGAAAUCGUUUAAAGAAAAACAAGGCUUGGCUUUGGGAGUUGGCGCUGUUAUUGGUAUUGGAUCAGGUGUUGGAAGUCUGGGUGUUAGUCGUUCAAGAUAUUCAUCGUUUAGUGAAACGACGGGUCUAACUGAAUUUUCAUUUAGAAGAGGAGAUGAUGACGACAUGGGCAUAUUGGGAAAACGUAAUCUUAGUAUUUCAAGCAGUAUUGGAGGUGGUGAUUAUUUGGAUAAUUGUUUGGAAGAAAUAUCAUCAACAUCAACAUCAAUGUCCUCAUCCCGCGAACCCAGUCCCGAACGUUACAUACACACAACAACAAAUCACCAUCAUCAUCCGCAGCAUCAGAAUCAACAUCAUGGCAAACAUGUGAUAACGGCUUCGGCCACAACAGCCCCCAGCAGUGGUAGCAGUAAUACUGGCGAAAAGAACAGUAGCAGUACAAAUUUAGAACGCAAAAAGAGCGUGGACAUAGCCUAAGAAGAGGAGAUUGUGUACGCCGCCGUCCCUCCCCCUUCAACAAUUAAUAAUUAGUAACAAAUUGUUCUAACGAGUUGCUCAAAAACUAUUUCAGUUACGAACACAAAUUUGAGUUACAUGCCAAAUUAUAUUACUUUGAGAGAUUUAUGUUUGGUUGUUGGGAAACAAACCGGAACAGCAUAAUGAACAUACAGGGAUUGUUUUAAAAUACAAAAGAUGAAAAAAAACUUGCAUAAAGUCCAUAUACAUACACCCUGAAGUUGGGACCGUAGAGGGGUUUUAGCUUUGUGUGGUGAAAACCUUGUUCUUAUUUUUGAAUAUUUAAUAUUUUUUGCCAAAUGUGUUACAGAACUAAGGUUAGCCGCAAACGAGUUAACACCCCACCCCACCCCACACACACUCACAUAUUUGAUUUUUUGUUUAUAAAAUGAAAAGCAAAAUACUAUACACUUGUACAUACAUUUAUGGAAUAAUGUAAAAAUAAUCUUAUGUUUAAUUCUAAAAUUUAUUUAAGUUUUAUAAUCUUUAGUUUUUCAUAAUACCCUUUCUUACUAUGAUUUUUCUUUUAAUUCUGUAAAAAUUAGCAUAGAAAAAGAAAAGAAAUACAAAUACAAUUCGUUAGAAGAUCGUAUAAACGAUAUUUCUACCUACCACCCAUAUCCUCCUUACCCCUUCCCAUAAAUACACAACAUACAAACAAACCCACAAAACAAAACUGUAAAUUAUCACAUUUAAUAUUAUUCUUAUUAAUAGUUUCUUUUUUAUUUAGUAUGUUUUCUUGCGGAGAGAUAUUUAGUAUAGUUGCGUUAAACUAGUUUUAUUACUAAAGAUAUAUACUGUAAUACUUUUUUCAUACAUACAACAAACACACACACACCUACUACACACUCUCUUUUUUAUUUUUCUUAUUACCCCUUUUUUUGUAAGAUUUUAAUUUUUUAUUAUUAUUUAAAACAACAAAAAACAAAAAUAACAAAUAACAUAAUUUAAAUAUUGGAAUUGUGUAACAAAACAUAAAGCCAUGAUUGAGUCAUUAUUUCAAAUGGGAUUUUUCCAGGGUUACAUAUAUUUUCGUUUGGUUAUGUUAAUGGAUUUUUUUCUUUGAACCGCUUUGUAUUGUCUUUAAAUUUUCUUAUGUUUAUAAUUGUUUAAUUCUGUCGGGAAGUUCUAUCGAAAGUUUUGGGCUCUUAACAUAAAAAUAUGUCUGGUUAUGGGGAAGGCAAAAAAAUAAUUUUGAGUAGAUAAAUAUUGCUCUCAUUUAAGGUUUGUUGUUAAUAUUUAUUCAUUUGUUUUAACGUUUGGUGCCCAACUUCCUCCAGUUCAAAGUAAUUGGUAACAUUUACAAAUUAUCAUUCUAUGGAGGGUAUAUUAACUUUGUUAUUCCGUUUGUAACUCCUCGAAAUAUUCAAAAUAGACCAUACAAAGUUUAUAUAUUCUGGAACACCGUAAAAUUCUAAGGCGAUCUUGCGAUGUCAGUCUGUUGUCUGUCUGUUGUAAUCACACUAUGUUUCGAACGAAUUGAGAUAGAAGGCUAAAAUUUUGCAUUCAUGCAUAGUUUACCAGUAGGCAGGUUAAGUUCGUAAAUGGGCCAUGUCGUAUCACCCCCCCUCCCCCAUAUAACGUUAUUUACAUUAUUUACCGGGAUUAUUUCAAAUUUCGUAUUUAAAGUUCGCAAUAGGUAUGAAAAACAGUUUUGUAUGGAGGUCCACGUCUUCGUAUACCCCCCAUAUAACGAUAUUCGGUAUUUUGAUGAUUUCAGCAAUAUUAUUUACCGGAAUUGUUUCAAAUUUCGUAUUGGGGGAUGUUAAUGGUUACUAUAACCUAUGACAAAAAUGUUUGUAUGCAGGUCCACGUCGUCGCAUAGCCCCCAUAUAACGGUACCUCCCUAUAUUCGAUAUUUUGAUGAUAUUAGCCAAUUUUUUUCGAUGGGAUUGUCUUAAAAUCCACAAAAGAAGUUCCUUGUGAGUACAUUACCCCCUGGAAGAGAAUUGUCUAAAUAGAUCCACGAUAUUGUAUAGCCCUCAUAUAAAGAUACACCCCGAUAUUCGGUAUUUUGAUGAUUUCAGCCAAAUUUUUCAAUAACGGAAUAUAACGGUGACUCCCGAUAUUCGGUAUUUGUUUGAAAUUUCGUAUAUAAAGUUCGGAACAUUUACUACAGCCUAUGACACAAAUUGCUUAUGCAGGGCCUUGAAGAAAUUAAAAUAUACAAACAUUUUUUUUGUUGGAAUAUGUUUUUUUGAAACAUUAAGAUAUUUGACAUUUGAAAAACUUUCAAAUUCUUAAAAAUCUUUUUAUUUUAAUUUUUGAAUCAAUAAAAUUAUAAAUUAACUAACGGUAGAUGAACAAAGAAAUUAAAAUAUACAAAAAUAUGAUUUUUUUGUUGGAAUAUGGUUUUUUUUUGAAACUAAGGGUGAGAGGAGAGGAACAAAAAAGUUUUAGGUUGACUUUGUUCGAUUUUGGCCCUAGGCUAUAUUGUUCAUUUCCGAAGAAGCCAGCCGAUGACUUAAGCCAGCCAAAUACGAGCUUUAUGUAUUCCCUCCCUAAGAUUUUUGACAUUUGAAAAAUUUUCAAAUUACUUCUUAAAAUUUUUCUUAUUUUAUUUGGAAAACAGAAUUUAGACAGUUCAUUCUAGUUACUUUUAUGUAGUUUAUAUAUUUGGUAAUAGUCCCAUGCCGGGCCUACAUAAGGUUGGCCAGAAAGCCCAUCUGACAACCAACCAAGUUUGUUGUCCAAAACACAAUUCAAAGAGAGUCAAAUCAAAAUAAUGAAAAAAACUAUUAAGUUUAUUGUCAAAUCUUUGUCAAAAGUAGUCUUCCUGGCCGACCUUAUGUAGGCCUUGGUCCCAUGAAAGCAAAAUUCAGGCCUUUGACAUUAUCAAUGUUUGACGGAAAAUGCCAAACAUAACCUUACAUUUUUUAAUACAUGUCUUCAAAUGUAAAGUAUGGACAGUACAUUGCUGUUCUUUCCAUUGGAUAAUAUAAUUUGCUAUGGACCGGUGGGAACUUAUUUAAAAGUAGUUUUCCUGGCCGACCUUAUAUAGGCCUUGGUCCCAUGAAAACAAAUUUCAGGGUUUGGCAUAGUUAAUGUUUGGGAAAAGGUGCCAAACAUAACCUUACAUUUUUUAAUACAUGUCUUCAAAUGCAAAGUAUGGACAGUACAUUGCUCUGCAUUCCAUUGGAUAAUAUAUUUUGCUAUGGUCCGGUGGAAACUUAUUUAAACGAACCAAAAAACGUCAUAACAUCAAUUUUAAAACUUACAAACAUUUUUUUUGGAAUAAAAACAAACAUUUUCAAACAGAGUAUAGACAUCACAUUGUGGUUCAAAAAAUUUGAAUUUUAUUUGAACGAUAUUUGAACAUAAUUAUUUUAUUUACAAUUAUGUAGAAUAAUUAUUGUUUUUAAAAACUUUCUGCCUAAAAUGAAACUUUAUGUUACUUUCAGGCGUCAAAAAAAUGAUCAAAAAAAUUAUUUUUUCAUUUUUUUUAAUAACAUCCAUCUGUUUAAGUUAUUUGUCAAAACUAUGAAAAACAACAUUUGAAAACCAAGAGUGUGAAAUUUUUUUAGAUAAAAUAUCUAAUUUUUUUUAACAAAAUACUUUUACUUUGUAAUAAAAGAAGCAAUAAUGAAAUAAUUUUAAAUAGAUAACAGAAAAAUAUGUAUAAAAAUCUUGUGAAUAUGUUAAUACAUUUUUAUUUGAAGCUGUUAAUAUUUCCAUUUAUUAAAACAAGAAAAACAAUAUUUUUUUUGUAAAAAAAUUAUAUAUAUUUGAACUAAUAACCAAUGUGGAGGUGAGAUGGUGAUCUUACAAUAGUUACUGUUUAAUAUCUAUAAAAAAUUUAAAUAAAUAUUACAAUCCUACUAUAUAGUAUUUAUUUUAAACAUUUUUUAUUAUAUACAUUCUUAAGUAUGUAAAUAAAAAAAAUUAUUUAAAAAAAAAAAAAAGAUAAACAUCCUUCAAUAUUAAAUUAAGCUGUAAAUAAUGAUAAUUUUUAACAUAAAAAAUAUAAACUAAUAUUUAAAAGAAAACAAAAAAUAGUACAAACCGAAAUAUUGGAUACCACAUCAAUAUAUAAAAUACAUAAAAAACAUACUCCUUUUUUACAAAAAACAAUUAAGAAUAAUAAGAAGAAAUCCCCCUAUAAAUCAACUUCUCUCUCCCCUCUUGCCCCCAGACAUGUGAAUACUUAAUACCAAGCGCCGAAAAUAGUUCUAAGUUUUUGAAAAAAGAAAUAUCCUUGCAGUUUUUAAAUUAGAUUAUAAGAAUAAUGGUUUUAUUCCUUUUUUUAAAACAAUUAGACAUAAAUUAAACUAUUUCAUUGCUCAUAUUCUCACACUCUCUCUCUCCUUUAAUCCAUAACCCAUACCUUUUCAUUUACACCACUUUUUGUUUCAUUCUUUUCUAUGGCAAAGUUGUGAAAUGUAUAUUUUAAGGAAUUUGAAAAAAAAAAGUAUAAAUUACUUUAUACCAACUACUUUAUAUAGCAAGAAAUAAUAUAUAAUUUUAGUUUUACUACUUUUUGCUAGGUUAAGUCAUUGAAUCGAAGUAAAUGAAAUCGAAAAAUACGCUCCCCCC
Musca domestica (house fly) is the source of this 17465-nucleotide messenger RNA. It is a transcript of the gene upSET, whose product is annotated as serine-rich adhesin for platelets. Gene Ontology annotation, molecular function: protein binding. The record is from RefSeq and is a predicted model, not a curated record. NCBI's taxonomy places the organism in Eukaryota, Metazoa, Arthropoda, Insecta, Diptera, Muscidae. The coding region runs from base 123 to 12893 and encodes 4256 amino acids. The transcript is spliced from 7 exons.